Venturia canescens is the source of this 5689-nucleotide messenger RNA. It is a transcript of the gene Moe, whose product is annotated as Moesin. Gene Ontology annotation, molecular function: cell adhesion molecule binding; actin binding. The transcript is spliced from 11 exons. Lineage: Eukaryota; Metazoa; Arthropoda; Insecta; Hymenoptera; Ichneumonidae. The coding region runs from base 596 to 2494 and encodes 632 amino acids. Gene Ontology annotation, biological process: regulation of cell shape; positive regulation of protein localization to early endosome; regulation of organelle assembly. The record is from RefSeq and is a predicted model, not a curated record. Gene Ontology annotation, cellular component: microvillus; apical part of cell; plasma membrane.
GUCUUCGAAACGCGUCUAUCUCUCCGCAAAACUCGUCUCAAAACUCUUGUUUUUUACUUCCUCUCUCUCUCUCUCUCGAGUUUAAAAAAAAUUAAUUAUCGUUGCGAAAUAAUUGCCGGGAAAAUUUUUUAGCCGUACGUUCGUCGCGUGUCUCUCCGUGUGCUUGUGUCCCUGUGGCUGUGAUCCGUGCUUUUUUCGUGGGUGCGUUUGUGCGCGCGUGUCUAUCACAAGCGUUCUUUGUGUGUUAGACAAACGCUAAAUUAACUCUAUCGCACGUAUAGAUAUGUAUGUAUAAACCGAGAUACGUAUGUGUGACGAGCCACCGAAGGAUCUCAAGGAUAGAGUCUGCGAGACCGAAGUUGGUCCAAACCGGCGGUUUUUUUCCGCACAACAUUAGUCAAACGAGCAACUCUGUCGAGACUCUGUGACGUGCUGAAAAAAAUCUGUUAUUUUGUUCCCGGCUUUUUUUCUUUGUGUUUCGGUGCGGAAUUUUUCGUUCCUGCUGUUCGUACCGAACGACAUUGGAUUUCUCAACUAUUUUUCAAAGUACAUUCGCUAUAUUUUUUGGAUUUUUUCAAGAUUCAAACUCACCACCAUGGUCGCCGGCACGAAGAUGCUGAAUGUGAGGGUGACGACGAUGGACGCGGAGCUGGAGUUCGCGAUCCAGCAGGCGACCACCGGUAAACAAUUGUUCGAUCAGGUCGUCAAGACCAUUGGACUCAGAGAGGUUUGGUUUUUCGGGCUCCAAUACACCGACAUGAAGGGCGAUCUCACUUGGAUCAAACUUUACAAGAAGCCGGAAAGCGCGAUAACCCGAGUGGUAAAGAAGGAGGUGAAAAAGAAAGUGCGGAAGCUGCGAGGUUGCUCGGACUCGGAUAGCGACGACGACGAGUACGACGAUGACCUGAGUGGACUUUCGUUAUUGUCUAGGGUAAUACCGUGCGGGCGAAGAAAAAUUUGGCAUGUGAUGAACCAGGAAGUCAGAAAGGAAAAUCCACUUCAGUUCAAGUUCCGCGCUAAAUUCUAUCCUGAGGACGUUGCCGACGAACUUAUCCAGGACAUUACUCUUCGUCUUUUCUAUCUUCAGGUAAAAAAUGCGAUUCUUUCGGACGAGAUAUAUUGCCCACCGGAAACGUCGGUGCUGUUGGCCUCUUAUGCAGUACAAGCGCGACACGGCGAUUUCCAAAAGUCGCGACACACCGCCGGUUUCCUUGCGAAUGAUCGUCUCUUGCCUCAGCGUGUUAUGGACCAGCACAAGAUGAGCAAAGAGGAAUGGGAGAGUUCGAUAACAACAUGGUGGCAGGAACAUCGUGGAAUGCUGCAAGAAGACGCGACCAUGGAAUAUCUCAAGAUAGCUCAAGACCUUGAGAUGUACGGCGUCAAUUAUUUCGAGAUCAGAAAUAAAAAGGGCACCGAAUUGUGGCUCGGUGUUGACGCUCUCGGUCUCAAUAUUUACGAGAAGGAAGACAAACUCACACCCAAAAUUGGCUUCCCGUGGUCUGAGAUACGUAACAUAUCGUUCAACGAUAGAAAAUUCAUCAUCAAACCGAUCGACAAGAAGGCACCAGAUUUUGUCUUCUUUGCACCCCGCGUCAAGAUCAACAAGAGAAUAUUGGCACUUUGCAUGGGUAAUCACGAGCUUUACAUGCGUAGACGCAAACCCGACACUAUUGACGUACAGCAAAUGAAGGCUCAAGCUCGAGAUGAAAAACACGCGAAGCAAAAACAACGCGAAAAGCUUCAGCUGGAAAUUGCGGCGAGGGAACGCGCUGAGAAAAAACAUCAAGAGUACGAGGAAAGGCUGCGAACCAUGGCCGAAGAAAUGGACAGGCGGCAAGCCGAGUUGAACGAGGCACAAGAAAUGAUCAGACGUCUUGAGGAACAGCUCAAACAGUUGCAGGCUGCUAAGGAGGAAUUGGAGGGUCGCCAGAAGGAAUUGACUGCGAUGAUGGAAAAAUUGGAACGUUCGCACGAGAUGGAGGCAGCCGAGCGGGCUAAAUUGGAACAAGAAAUCCGAGCCAAGCAGGAGGAAGUAUUGCGCAUUCAAUCGGAAGUGGAAGCUAAGGAUGCAGAAGCCCGACGGUUGCAAGAAGAGGUUGAAGCGGCCAGAAUCCGCCAGGAAGACGCAGAUCGGGCAUUCCAAGCCAACACAACCCCGCGUCAUCAUCACGUUGAGGAAAACGAGGAAGAGGGCGAAGAAGAAGGCGAGGAUGAAGUGCCUCAUAGUGAUGUUACGAAGGAUUUGGCCACGGAUGAAUCGAUCGUCGAUCCUGUUGAGCAACGACGCACCCUUGCCGAACGAAAUGAUCGUCUUUACGAUCAGCUUAAGGCUUUAAAACAAGAUCUUGCACAAUCGCGAGACGAGACGAAAGAAACGACGAUGGACAAAAUUCAUAGGGAAAACGUGCGUCAGGGACGCGACAAGUACAAGACGCUCCGGGAGAUUCGGAAGGGCAACACCAAGCGUCGCGUCGAUCAGUUCGAGAACAUGUAAAUUUUAUUAUCCAAUAUCCUACCAUCGAAGAAAAAAUAGAAAGGAAACAAACGAACCCUCACCCAAAAAUUAAUGAAAAACAAAAAGCAAAAACAACCAUCAACCCGAAUAAACCGACGAACCGGAACCUAAUAGAUAACGAAAACGCAGUCGCUGAGAGGAAUCUGCGAUUAUCCUCUGUCCCGCUCUUGGAUUCUCGUGUGCGUGCGUGCGUGUGUGUGUCUUUGUGUGUACGCGUGUGUGUGUGUGUGUGUGUGUGUGUAUGCGUGCGUGGCUCCGUGGACCUGGAGACACGUGUUGAAUUUUCGUUGAUGCCAAUCUCGAAGCCACACUAAUCAUAAUUAUCGGAGAAAAAGGAAAGAACGAAAAGAAGAAACGCGCUGGUACGAUUUCAAUGUGACGACGUCAAUUUCGUAUAUUUUCGAUUGUUUUUUUUUCGCGUUUUGUAUUAUCAACCGUCCGGAAUCAACGAAAAUUCUCGCGUUCCAUACGUCUUCCUUUGAUUUGCCCAAAACAAAUUAAUAUAUAUAGAUACAUAUAUAUAUAUAUAUACAUUGAAAUAUCCCAGAGCACGUUGCCCUUUAUUAUUUGGUUCUGAAUCUUCAUUGCCAGUUUACUCUCUAUGUUCAUUGCUCGUAGUCCGAAACCUACCAGUUUCCUUGCAUCGUUUUUUUUUCACUAUCAAGAUUGGCAACAAUUUAUUCCAGCAUGUUUGACCAGAAACGAUGUAAUUCGUUGAGAUUGAUGCAUCGUUUUUUUUUUUCACCUUUCAGCCUACGAGAUUUUUUUUAAAAGCAUUUUCCAAUUCCCUCCCCAGAGCCGGCUUGUGUUUUAUUCCUUCUCAUGUUUCAUCGAUCGAACAGGCUACGAGAUCCGUUGAAUUUUAUGUGUAUGUGUUUAGAUAUAUAUACACACACGAAGUAGAGACGAGAGGAAGAGAAAAAAAAAUAACAACGAGCAAUGUAAAAAUUUGUAACGGACGAAGACCGCGGCCGUUCUCUUGCUUUUUUUUAAAUUUUAUGAAACUGCCCAACGAGGCCUAUCCUGAACAAAUGAUGAUUCACAUAUACAUAUAUAUAAAUAUAAGCGUAUAUUUAAAUAUAUAUUACGAAUUAGUGAUGAUUUUAUAUCGAACACACUCGUGGCCUUCUUAGUAGAUUGUAAAGAAGAAAAAAAUGGGGAAGAAAAAAAGAGACGUAUGAAAGGUUCGCGCAUUUUGAAGCGUGUCUCUUUUUUCUUUGUUCUUGGGCUAUUUCUGCAAAAGAUGGUGGUGGCGGCCGCUCAACAAUUGACGAGAAAAUCGUCAGUUCGACGGUUUUGAAGAUGGGCGGGAGGAGGGGAAGGGAAAAUAAAAAAAAAUUGGAUACUUGAGUCGGAAUGAAAGUAAGUGUGGGAGAAAAUGAACGAGGAAAAUAGAGGUAAAUCAAAGAGGUCUGCCUUGUAUUUUUUGUUUGAGAAUCCUCUUAACGUUUAUUUUUAUGUAUGCAUAUAAAAUGUAUCGAAACACGGGGUUAAAAGUAUCUGUUGCCAAUAUCCCUCUUCUCGGCCCAACGGAAACAAUCAAACGGCAGACACUUUUGUUUCCUUUUUCAUCGACGAAAUUGGAAAAAUGUACCAUCGAUCUUUCUCUCGCAGAAUUUUCUACGUUUGAUAUCACAUAUAUUGUCUUAAGUCGGUCAAUUCCUGUCACUUUCUCGACGAUCGAGAUUUUGACACUCAUAUUUUUCGAACUGAAUAAGUCGAGGGGAUAAUGCAAAAAAAAAAUAGGGUGAAAAAGUAAUAGACCGGAUUCAAUUGACAUGGCACAUUUCGGAAAUAAACACACCACCUAUGAAAAGGGAUAAUAGACAUUUUUUGAUCAUAUUUAAUAUUAACGUUCGCAGAUUGGUAGCAUUAUUAAUAUUAUUAUUAUUGUAUUAAUACUAUUACAGUUUAGUAGCGUUAUUAUUAUUAUUAUUAUUAUUAUUAUUAUUAUUAUUAUUAUUAUUAUUAUUAUUAUUAUUAUUAUUAUUACUCAAAUAAUAUUAAACGUGAGCUACAAAAAGGAAAACAAUUUUAUAGUCGCCAAUUUUUAUCCGUAGGCUAAAGUAACGUGCAAGCAAAAACAAAAUGAAAUAGAACUUCUUCAAAGUCCAUGAGAAAUAAAAAAAUAUAUUACAUAUAAAAAUUAUAAAUAAUCGUAAAGUUUUUUCUCUUGUACGAUGGUUCGCAAAAGGAAUUCGACAGGAAUAAUGAAUGCCAGGAACGCUCUCCACACUCGACGUGCUAUAUAUAUAUAUAUAUAUAUAUAUAUAUAUAUAUAUAUUUUUUUCUAUCAAGACGUCGGGACAUUCCAGAUUGAGAGUACGAAAUACUUUUUUUUUGCAAUAUUUUCUUUCGGUGCUUUUAAUUAUGUGUUGGAAAAGGAAAAUGAAAACAAUAGUUUGCUAACGUACUUAAAACUGAAAAUAAGUCAGAGUAAAUUUUGAACGGAAAAAUAAUCGAAAUCGAGCAAACUUUCAUUCUGUUUUACCGGAUUGAAAUUCAAUCGUUCUUGGUAUCAAUUUGGCAAUUUUUUGGUCUGUGUCAAAAAGGUAGGAUGGGUUUCCAAUAUUGUAGGAGAGAACGAAAAAAUUUGAAGAUUUUCGGCUUAUUUCGAUGCGAAUCAAAUUUAGAAUUCACCGGUGUUGAUAAUCUGGUUUGAAACGAAGAUUAUUGAGAGUGAGAGCACUCGACGAAAUAAUUCGGAGUAAGGGUGAAUGAAAAUCGGGAUUAUGGGCCGUAUAAAGAGAAUCUAAUUUCCUAACGUGUUCAAUCGUCCAAAAGUACGUUUAACCAAAAAAUUCUCAGGCUUGACUAUAAAUGAAAUAUGUUCUCGAAAUUCGUCAUUUGGGGGAAAAAAAAUCGUCGCUUUAAGGAAUAUUUGACGAAAGAUUGAAAAUGAUUACGUUACGAGAAUCCGUAGCAGUAUUAUACGACGGAUUGACAAACGACCACUCACUAAACAACAACACAGACAUACUAACGCUCUAAAAUAAACAAAAAAUAUAGAGAGAAUCGUAGUUAUUUGUAUAUUAAAAUGUGGUAAAAGAGACAACAAAGGGGAAAACAAUUUGUUGGUGGGCGAAAUUUAUGAGCGAAUGAAAGAGGUAAAAAAUGACUUGUAAUUUGUCCAGAAAGUUAGAAAUUGUUUAAAUAAAAAUUCAUAUCAACGCA